This is a messenger RNA of Lactuca virosa, 1020 nucleotides long. Lineage: Eukaryota; Viridiplantae; Streptophyta; Magnoliopsida; Asterales; Asteraceae. The record is from the annotation of a GenBank genome assembly.
AUGAUCAAAUUCAUCCCUCUCUCCCUCCUCCUCCUUCUCCUCCAUUCCUCCGCCGCACCCACACCCACCCUCUCCAUCUCACAACAAUUCAAAGAAGCCCCACAAUUCUACAAUUCGCCGGAAUGCCCUUCAACUGACCACACCGACGAUGGUUCAACAGUACAUGUCGCCAUGACUCUUGACGCCGCCUACAUCCGUGGAUCAAUGGCCGCCAUACUCUCCGUCCUUCAGCACUCCUCCUGCCCGGAAAACAUAAUCUUCCACUUUGUCACCUCCGCUUCUUCCAACACGUUUCUCCUACACGACACCAUUGCUAACUCUUUUCCUUAUCUAAGAUUCAACGUCUACCCUUUUGAGGAUUCACUGGUGGCCGGACUCAUCUCCACCUCCAUACGCGCCGCCCUUGACUGCCCACUCAACUACGCCCGGAGCUACCUCGCUGACAUACUCCCUACCCAUGUCCGUAAAGUGGUGUACCUGGACUCUGACCUUGUGCUCGUCGACGACAUAGCAAAGCUUGCUGCAACUCCACUCAGAGACUCCAUUCUUGCUGCGCCGGAAUACUGCAACGCUAACUUCACCUUCUACUUUACACCUACUUUCUGGUCAAACCCAUCGCUCUCUUCAACUUUUGAUGACCGGAAACCUUGCUACUUCAAUACCGGAGUGAUGGUUAUGGACUUAGACAGGUGGCGUGACGGCGGAUACACGACAAAGAUAGAAGAAUGGAUGGAGUUGCAGAAACGUAUGAGGAUUUAUGAACUAGGUUCUUUGCCUCCAUUCUUGCUUGUUUUCGCCGGAAAGAUAGCUCCGGUGGAUCAUCGGUGGAACCAGCAUGGUCUCGGCGGGGACAAUUUUCGUGGGCUUUGUAGAGAUUUACAUCCCGGACCGGUGAGUUUAUUGCAUUGGAGUGGUAAAAGUAAGCCAUGGGUGAGACUUGAUGCGGAGAGACCAUGUCCAUUGGAUGCUCUUUGGGCACCUUAUGAUCUUUUGAAGCCUCCAUUUUCGUUUGAUUCUUGA